UGGUCAGAACAGAGAGACGUGUAGCUGGACAUGGAUCACCUGUUAGUGCUGCUGCUGCUGUGGAGCUCAGAAUAUCCAGGAGUCGGCGGUGGAUCGGCAGGCAAUUCUUUGUCUGCUUCUGGAGUUCAGGCUGAAGAAAAACACAAAACAACAGAGUCUGAUUAUGUUAGGUUGGUGGGAGGAGCCAGUGGCUGUGCAGGUACACUGGAGCUGAAACACCUGGGAGAGUGGAGACCAGUGGAUGGCAAUGGAUGGACCCUGAAAGAAGCAGCUGUUGUCUGUGAACAUCUGGACUGUGGUUCUGCUGUUUAUGUAGAGUGGAGAAAUGAGUACCCAGACAGACCUGUAUGGAAGAUGAAAACUACAUGUAUUCAGUCUGGAUCUGCUGUGAGAGACUGUGUAACAUCAAAAUCCUCUUCUGCUAUUGUGAAUGUCACCUGCACAGACUCUGUCAGGCUGCUGAAUGGUUCCAGUCUGUGUUCAGGCAGACUGGAGGUGAAGUCUAACCAGAGCUGGUCCUCAGUGUGUGAAGCUGACUUUGACCAGCAGGAUGCAGAGGUGGUCUGUAGGGAGCUUGGCUGUGGGCCUCCUUCAGUCCUCCAGGGGGCGCUCUAUGGAGAAGUGGAGGCUCCAGUGUGGAGCAAAGAGUUCCAGUGUGGAGGCCAUGAGUCUGCUCUCCUGGACUGUAGAAGCUCAGCCUCACCUAGAAACAGCUGCUCACCUGGCAAAGCUGUUGGACUCACCUGCUCAGAGCCUGUCAGGUUGGUGGGCCAAGCCAGUCGCUGUGCAGGCAUGCUGGAGGUGAAAGUGGGAAAGUGGAGAACAAUUGAUUAUUUUGACUGGGAUCUGAAGGAGGCACAUGACAUCUGUGAACAUUUGGGCUGUGGCUCUGCAUUUUCUAUACAAUGGAAAAAUGAGCCCUCUGAGAUUUCUGUGUUGAAAAUUGAGCCUGAUUGUGUUCACUCCGGAUCUGCUCUCAGAGACUGUGCAAAAUCACAUUCCUCUUUCCUAACCCUGAACGUCACCUGCAAAGACAUGCUGGUUCAGCCAAUCAUCUCUGUGUCCUUCAUGAAUGGGGUCUCCAUGGCCCAGCAGCAGGGGCCUCAGUUACCCAGGGGCUCUAACUUCACCAUCAGCUGCUCCAUCCAGCCACAGAACCCAGGAGGCUCCUUCCAGCUAACCUUCACCUCCUCCGACACGGCGUACAACUACACCCAGCCAGCUGUCAAUCACUCUGCCCACUUCCUGUUCCCUGCUGCAAAGCCCGCCCACCAAGGAAACUACAGCUGUAUUUAUCAUGUCUACGACUUGUCCUCUGAGAGCCGCCUGCUAUCUGUCACUGUGUCAGAUCCCACACACUCAGACGUUGUUAAAGGUGUUGUCAUCACACUGGUAGUCCUGCUGGUCAUUGUACUCAUGAUCCUUGGUCUUCAUCUCUAUCAUCAGGUCAACAAACAGUAGAACAGCCAGCUGACUGACUGUAAACUCUGUGUUUGAGUCCCUGGAGGAAGGCCAGGAACAAGUUCAGCCAGCAGAGGAGGACCUCCAAGGAGCUCAAAAGCAUGUUUAGACAGAGCAUGGUCUUAUUUCUACACCAUCUGUUUUGUCCUCCAUCCUCCUGUCUGUGAGCCAGAAGUCCGGUCAAAACACAAGUUCAACAGGGCUGUGCAGAGAUGUUUGAAAGGGCAGGUGCUCAAAGUUAAAAUAAAAAAGGGGCACAUAGAACCAGGCUGAAUAACAACAACCCACAUUCAUCAAGAAUCUAAUAUGGAAUUGCAUCAUACUAUAUCACUGUCAUCAGGUAGGGACAAUGCAAAGCAAACAUAGCUUAUAUUUUACCUAUAUUUUACAAUGAUGCUGUUGAGGGGUUACUGCUGCUCCUGAUGCUGAUAGUGCUGGAGGGCAGGGCUGUGUUGAUCUGAAACUGUAGACAUUAAAAAGUCCAUAGGAGAAAUGGUAGCUGAUUAAACAAGUGUUAUUAGAUGAUAAUAAAAUGCAAAGAUUGGUGACAGCGCUUGGAAUCAUAAGGCAACAGAUUAAAAAAAAACUGCAGGAAAUAAACUAGCCUCUGCCUGUGACUCACUCUCUGACUCUCUUCCUCCUUCCAUCUCCUCAUCUCAUUUAUCACUCUCCACUUGCUGUCCAUCUGAGAGCAAGGUUAAAAUUGCUAUUGCAUGAAUGUAUUAUUUAAUUAUCCACACUUAAAAACUCUCACACCAAUGUUAUAUCAUUAGUAAUAAUUUUAAAAAAUCUAUACUGUAUAUACUAUGGCCACAAGUUUGCAUCAUGGUGCUGAUCCAGAAUCCUUCCUUUAUUAUAUAUUAUAGUGCUAUAAUUCUAAAAAUAAUGAGAAUACAAAAAUAAAGUAAUAAAUAUAAAAUAGGGCUAGGGAUAUGUAUUUAUGAUGAUUCAAUUUGUUUGACUAUCCAUUCUGUGCAGGCAGAACGCUUAUUAAAUGUUUAAACUGUAGAGAUAAUUUUACUUCUGUAAAAUCUGCAUUUUGUCA
Molecule: messenger RNA, 2506 nt
Organism: Pelmatolapia mariae (spotted tilapia)
Lineage: Eukaryota; Metazoa; Chordata; Actinopteri; Cichliformes; Cichlidae
Product: scavenger receptor cysteine-rich type 1 protein M130-like
Exons: 9
Coding region: 31-1461 (476 amino acids)
Biological process (GO): zymogen activation
Cellular component (GO): plasma membrane
Molecular function (GO): serine-type endopeptidase activity
Source: RefSeq, a predicted model, not a curated record